This is a messenger RNA of Aplosporella prunicola CBS 121167, 1176 nucleotides long. RefSeq lists its product as uncharacterized. The coding region runs from base 23 to 892 and encodes 289 amino acids. The record is from RefSeq and is a predicted model, not a curated record. The transcript has 4 exons. Lineage: Eukaryota; Fungi; Ascomycota; Dothideomycetes; Botryosphaeriales; Aplosporellaceae. Gene Ontology annotation, molecular function: oxidoreductase activity.
CGUCGUCGUCACCACCACAACCAUGUCCGACGGCCUGCCUCCCAUCCCGCAAGUCGCCGGCGACUCGGCCGGUCCGAGACUGAAGGACAAGGUCGCCAUCAUCACCGGCGCCAACUCCCCACUGGGCAUCGGCCGCGCCGCCGCCCACCAGUUCGCGCGCAACGGCGCCCGCGCCGUCUACGUUUGCGAUUUUGACGACGAGUUCCUCGACGCUCACGCACGCGAGCUUGCACGUCUAUACCCAGGCGUUGCCGUGCACGCACGCCGCUUCGAUGCCGCUGAUGAGCGUGCCGUAAAGAGCGUCGUCGAGGAUGCGUUAAGCAGAUACGGCCGUCUCGACGUCAUGUUUGCCAAUGCCGGCAUUAGCACGUUGAAGCAAUUCACGGACACGACCGCCGACGAGUUCAUGAAUACGAUGCGCAUCAAUGCAUUAAGCGUCUUCCUCGCCACAAAAUAUGCCGCGAAAGCCAUGCAGCGCACGUCGGCCGACAAGCCGCACAGUGGAGGGUCCAUCAUCGCGACGGCGUCGGUGGCGGGCCUGCGCUCCAACGCCGGCAGUAGCGACUACAGCGCGAGCAAAGCGGCCGUGAAGAGCAUCAUGCAGACGGCGGCAUUCCAGCUCACGGGCACCGGAGUGCGCUGCAAUGCGUUGUGUCCGGGCGUCGUUGAGACGGGCAUGACAGCGGCCAUGUACGCGGCCGCGCGUGCCCGCGGCACGCAGUCGAAGAUCGGGCAGCUGAACCCGCUGCGUCGCGGCGCAGUCGCUGACGAGGUCUCCCGCGUCGCGCUGUUCCUGGCCAGCGAUGAGGCGAGCUAUGUCAACGGACAGGCAUGGGCGGUUUGUGGAGGGUUGAGUGCGGGGCACCCAUUUGUGAUGGGGAAGAUGGCGUAAUGUGUAAUGUUAAGGGGAAGUGGGUGUGUGCGGUGAGUGGAGAAAGAGGGGGAAGGGGGAAGGUAGAGAGGGGGGCGAUAGCGUGACAUCGAGUGAGGGAGGGAAGGGAGGGGAUGGGAAAUGGAUUGCUACUGCCUACUAUCCAUCUACAUAGCUCGUGUGUACUCUACAGAGACAGGACAGGUAAAGACCUGUCAAGCCUGACAGACAGACAGGCCGGCAUACAUUUACAGACAGCUGCACAAUCAUUUAAUCAAACAAAUCAAGCCACAUAAUAGCAAGAC